Messenger RNA from Malus domestica (apple), 3685 nucleotides. Its product is annotated as probable LRR receptor-like serine/threonine-protein kinase At1g74360. Gene Ontology annotation, biological process: protein phosphorylation. The record is from RefSeq and is a predicted model, not a curated record. Gene Ontology annotation, molecular function: protein kinase activity; ATP binding; protein binding. NCBI's taxonomy places the organism in Eukaryota, Viridiplantae, Streptophyta, Magnoliopsida, Rosales, Rosaceae.
AUCUUUCAUAGCCAAUAAUUAAUUUGUAAUUAUAAUUAAAUCACUGAAAUAAAAUAAAUUCAAAAGAAAAAUUCCUUGUUCCAAAUUUUGGUUUCGUGUGUGUAUGUAUUGCAGGCUGUGUAGUCUUCAGAAACAUUCCUCCGACAUGUUCAACCUUCAAACAUUCUUCACCUGUAAAUAAAUAAAAAAAAAUUCUUUAAUCUCCACGAACACAUUUGUCAUUCGAUUGUAGCGCCUAAUCAAGAUUCAAGAUCGAAGUUUUGCAAGUAACGAGCGGAGCGAAAAAAACUUUGUAUCAUGUACUUAUCAACUUCGAAAACUGGUUCAUGGGGUGCGGUGUGUUCAAUAUUCUUGGUCUUAGACGUGAUCAUGAUCACAGGUGCUUCCGUUGUAGCCGGAGAUUCUCUGGACACAGACAGAGAAGUUCUGCUGAGCCUCAAAGCAUUUCUGCAGCAAAAGAACCGCGUAAACCAAGGAAUAUACUCGCAGUGGAACCAGCGCAGCAGCAACCCCUGCGAGUGGCUCGGAAUUUCGUGCAGCAAUGACAGCAAGAGAGUUAGCCGUGUUGAGCUCUCCGACCAAAAAAUCACCGGUGAGAUUUUCCGAAACUUCUCUGCCCUUACAGCACUUUCGUACCUCGACCUCUCGAAGAACACAAUAAGCGGAGCACUCCUGGAGGACUUGAGUCAAUGCCACAGCCUCAGACACCUCAAUUUGUCACAUAACAUUAUUGAUGGCGAGCUGAACUUGAAUGGUUUGAAUCAGUUGGAGGUUCUUGAUUUGACUGUCAAUAGAUUUUACGGCGAUUUGAAGAUGACCUUUCCCGGAGUUUGCAGUAACCUAGUGGUUGCGAAUCUUUCAGCGAAUAAUUUCACCGGAAGGAUUGAUAACCUGUUUGAUGAAUGCUACAAUUUGCGGUACUUGGAUUUGAGCUCAAACUAUCUUAGUGGUGAGAUAUGGAGUGGAUUCAUCAGGCUUACGGCGUUUUCAAUAUCCGAAAACUAUUUCAGUGGCGCUAUUUCGCCUUCUGUUUUCACAAAUAAUUGUAGCCUGGUAGCUUUGGACUUGUCAGUAAACAGUUUUUCUGGUGCAGUUCCUGCAGAGAUUUCGAAAUGCCAGAGACUGAUCAUAUUGAAUCUUUGGGGGAACCAUUUUACGGGGCCAAUCCCGCCUGAGAUUGGAUCAAUUUCGGGACUGCAGGGCUUGUUCUUGGGUAACAACAGUUUUUCUAGAGAUAUUCCUGAAUCCCUUUUGGAUUUGAGCAGCUUGACAUUCUUGGAUUUGAGCAGGAACAACUUUCGCGGCAAGAUACAAGACAUUUUUGGGAGAUUCAGACAGGUGAAGUUUAUUUUGCUGCACUCAAACGGGUACACCGGUGGGAUCCAUUCGUCUGGGAUUCUCAAGCUACCAAAUGUUUCCAGGUUAGACCUCAGCCACAACAAUUUUACAGGUCCUCUGCCACUCGAAAUUUCUCUGCCGAAGUUGAAGUUAUUUGUCCUCGCCUUUAAUCAAUUCAGCGGAACUAUACCACCGGGCUAUGGAAACAUUUCGACCCUCCAAGCCCUGGACCUUUCCUUCAACAGCCUAACCGGUGCAAUUCCUAGCACCCUCGGAAACUUGAGCUCUCUCUUGUGGUUGAUGCUUGCCAACAAUUCCCUAACCGGUCCAAUUCCACACGAAUUGGGAAAUUGUAGAAGCUUGCUGUGGCUUAAUCUCGCGAAUAACAAGCUCUCCGGGCCAAUCCCAUCUCAGCUAACAAUGAUUGGGAGAAAUGUUCAGCCAACAUUCGACAUGAAUAAUCGGGACAAUGAUCAGAUCAUAGCGGGAUCAGGCGAAUGCUUAGCGAUGAAGAGAUGGAUUCCUGCAGAUUACCCACCAUUCAAUUUCGUGUACACGAUCCUGACUAGGAAGAGUUGUCGAAGCAUAUGGGACCGGCUGCUUAAAGGAAAAGGCCUAUUUCCCAUAUGUGCAGCUGGCUCUUAUGUACGGACACUUCAAAUCUCGGGUUACGUUCAACUGAGUGGGAAUCAGCUUUCGGGUCAGCUCCCUGCAGAUAUCGGUACAAUGAGCAAUUUUAGCAUGAUAAAUUUGGGUGUCAAUAGAUUCCAAGGCGAACUCCCUGCAAAUAUUGGUCAGUUGCCACUUGUAGUGUUCAACAUCAGCAGGAACAAUUUUUCGGGUCAAAUUCCAGAGGAGAUUGGGAAUAUUAAGUGCAUGCAGAAUCUUGAUAUGUCAUAUAACAAUUUUUCUGGCACGUUUCCUCUGAGCCUGAACGGCUUGAAUGAGCUAAGUAAGUUCAACAUUUCGUACAAUCCGCUCAUUUCCGGCAUAAUUCCUUCGAUCGGGCAGUUGGCAACGUUCGAGAAAGAGUCCUAUCUCGGUAACCCCCUUCUGCAGCUUCCCGAAUUCAUCCACAACUCCACGUAUCCAGAAAACAAAACGAAAGGGAAUCCGAAAAAGCCUACAAAAUCUGCUGCACUUAUGGUGGUCUUCGGUUUGCUAAUUGCUCUCUUAAUCUGUGGAGUUUUGUCACUUGUAGCAUGCUUAUUCGGAAAGAGCCGGCCACAGCCCCCAGCAUGCUUGUUGCAGGACAUCAAAUACCGGCAUGACUUGGCCUCGAGCUCUAGCAGUUCAUCCCCGUGGCUGUCGGAUACUGUUAAGAUCAUUCGUUUGGACAAAAUGGCUUUUACACAUGCUGACAUUUUGAAAGCUACACGCAAUUUUUCGGAAGAUAGGAUUAUUGGGAGUGGAGGGUUUGGGACAGUGUACCAAGGAGUAUUGCAGGAUGGGAGAGUAGUAGCGGUGAAGAAGCUUCAAAGAGAAGGACUCGAAGGUGAAAGGGAGUUCCGAGCUGAAAUGGAGGUUCUUAGUGGGAAUGGCAUUGGCUGGCCUCACCCAAACCUUGUAACUCUUCACGGCUGGUGCCUUUAUGGAUCCGAAAAAAUACUAGUCUACGAGUACAUGGAAGGCGGGACCUUGGAGGAUUUGAUAUCUGAUAGAGUGAGACUGACAUGGCGAAGGCGAGUUGAUGUGGCAGUUGACGUGGCUCGAGCCUUGGUGUUUCUACACCACGAGUGCUUCCCUUCCAUCGUGCACCGCGAUGUAAAGGCGAGCAAUGUGCUGCUAGAUAAGGAUGGAAAGGCGAGAGUUACAGAUUUCGGGCUUGCCAGAAUAGUGGAUGCAGGGGAUAGUCAUGUGAGCACAAUGGUGGCGGGGACUGUUGGUUAUGUCGCUCCCGAAUAUGGGCAGACAUGGCAAGCCACGACGAAAGGAGACGUGUACAGCUACGGAGUUCUGGCAAUGGAAUUGGCGACCGGAAGGAGAGCGGUGGAUGGAGGAGAGGAGUGCCUUGUGGAAUGGGCAAGGAGGGUAAUGGGAAAUGGACGGCAAGGAUUCAACCAGUCUGUGAUACCGGUUAUGCUCAUGGGGUCCGGGCUGGCCGAUGGGGCGGAGGAGAUGUGCGAGCUGCUUAAGGUGGGCAUAAAGUGCACGGCGGAGGCACCGCAGUCAAGGCCAAACAUGAAGGAGGUUCUAGCUAUGCUGCUCAAGAUAUAUAAAGAUGAAAACAUAUAUAGUUUACAAAGUAACUAAUUUUUAUACUCAGAUUGUGUUUAUGUAAUUCUUUCUGUAAAGAAUCGAAUCAAUUGUGUCCAUAAUUAAACCAAAUGAAAUCAUCUUCCCCCUA